AUGCAUCCUAGGCUUCUCAUGGCUGCUCGCCUCGGGGACACACAGCGGCUGAAGAAUCUCCUGGAUGCUGGAGGAAGCGAUAGCGUUGGGGCACAUGCACAUCCCGGUUUGGUUGUCCGAGUUGAGGGCUCAUCGUCAUCGUCAGGACCUUCAGCAGCAACGACGCCCCUUACCACCUGCAGCUCCAGCUGCUCCCUGCUCCACGUAGUAGCAGCGUGUGGCGAUGGCGAUGAGUUCUUGGAGUCAGCAAAGGUGAUCCACGACAGGGCCAGACACCUCCUGGGCAUUCCCGACAGGAACGGUGACACGCCGCUGCACCUCGCCGCUAGGGCUGGGAAUACCAGGAUGGUGUCUCACCUGAUUCAUCUGGCCAAAACCACCGACGACGAGGGCGAGGGACACGGCGCCGACGAGAGCUCGAGGUUAGUGAAGGAGCUGUUGCGCGCCGAGAACAGGCUCGGCGAGACAGCUCUGCACGAUGCGGUCCGCGUGGGGAGCCGGGGCAUGGUCAUCCGGCUAAUGGAGGAGGAUCCUGAGUUGGCCAGCUUCCCAAGGGAAGGAGGUGCAUCGCCGCUGUACCUCGCCGUCGUGAUGGAGGAGGUCGCUAUUGCGCGGUCACUGCAUGACAUGAGUCAUGGCAGCCUUUCGUAUGCUGGACCAAAUGGGCAAAAUGCUUUACAUGCUGCAGUUCUCCGAGGCAAAGUAAUAACAGCUAUGCUACUGGGUUGGAACGAGGUCCUUACCGAAGAAGGGGACCAUGAUGGCUGCACGCCUCUUCAUUUCGCCACAUCGCAACAACCAGAAGAAGGAAGAAGCUUGCUGUGCAGGAUCUCACAGCACUCCAACAAGUUCCCCUGGAUUCGCUUUACGACGACGACAUCGACGGCCGCCGCUGACAUCCCGCUCUUGUUACUGCAAACCAAUCCUUGCUCGGCGUACUGCCGUGACGCCGGCGGGGCAUUCCCUAUCCAUGUCGCCGCUGCAGUUGGCGCGCACAAGGCGGUCUCCACUCUCCUUGGCAUGUUUCCGGACAGUGCAGGCCUGCGCGACGCCGACGGGAGGACUUUCCUCCACGUUGCAGUGGAGAAGAAGAGACACAGCGUAGUUAAGCAUGCAUGCCGGGCGCCAUCGUUGGCGUGGAUUCUCAACAUGCAAGACAAGGACGGGAACACUGCGCUGCACCGCGCUGUGAAGGCUGCGGAUACCGACACGUUCUUCCUCCUGUUCGGGAACCGGCAGGUGCGGAUGGAUUUGGCAAACAACGAUGGGCAGACUUGUCGAGACCUGUCACUCAUUGACAUCCCUCCAGGGUUGUCGUAUAAAUGGAACCCCAAGCAAAUGAUCCAUCGUGCUUUGACCCGUGCGAGCGCUGCCCAUGGCAUCCGUCGCUGGGACCAGUUUGAGGAGGAGUACAUCCUGCGACCAAGACGAGAGGACGAGGAGAAAGAGUCGGAGAAGCUCAACAACUCGACGCAGACUCUUGGCAUCAGCUCCGUGCUCAUAGCGACGGUGACGUUCGGCGCCACUUUCGCCCUCCCGGGAGGCUACAUCGCCGACGACCAUGCCAACGGCGGCGCGCCGACGCUCGCGGGGAGGCACGCCUUCCGGGUGUUCGUCGUGGCCAACGCGCUGGCGUUCAUCUGCUCCUCGCUGGGCACCGUCGGCCUCAUGUACUCCGGCAUCACCACCGUCGAUCUCCCGAUCCGCCAGAGGCACUUCCUCAGGUCGCUGUUCUUCGUGUCGAGCUCCUUGACUUCCCUCGUCGUUGCCUUCGCUUGGGGCAGCUACACGGUGCUGUCCCCGGUUGCUCACAGCACCGCCGUUGCAAUCUGUGUGAUAAGCAUGGUGGUCAUCGUCUACCGAAGCGUAGGGCGUUUCCAGAGGAUGUAUGCCCUGGCUGCACCGCUAUAUAAAAGAUGA
Messenger RNA from Miscanthus lutarioriparius, 1920 nucleotides. The record is from the annotation of a GenBank genome assembly. NCBI's taxonomy places the organism in Eukaryota, Viridiplantae, Streptophyta, Magnoliopsida, Poales, Poaceae.